AUGGAGUCUUUUGAAGGACCUAGUCGUGUUAGCAGGGCUAAUUUAUUAGAAGUCCCCACUGUAAAUGAUUUCUCUUCAGAGGACGAAGAUGUUAAACCUGACAUUAAGCUUCGUUUCUCUCCACUUCCCCGAAGGCGGAAUUCUGCUUCUUCAGAGGAAGAGGAGGCAGAUACCCCCACCACCAUUUCAAGAAAAGUUUCAUUUGCUGAUGCAUUUGGGUUUGAUCUUGUGUCUGUUAAAGAGUUUGAUACCUGGGAAGUUCCAAAUACAGGACAAAAUUAUGACAUAGAAGAUGAAGUUUUCCCUCAGGAGGAAUAUUUCUUUUCUGAAAUGUUUACAUUACCUGCUUCACAAGAAGAACUUUUGCAAAAAGUGCGAGAGCAGAAAGUACUGUUGGAGUCAAUUAUGUUCCUGCCUGGGAUUACCUGUAUGAAUGGCAUUAUACGAGUCCUCAAUGUAUCCUUUGAAAAAAUGGUGUAUGUUCGAAUGACACUGAAUAACUGGCUCAGUUAUUACGAUAUCCUUGCAGAAUUCAUGCCUAAUUCUUGUGGCAGUGAAACUGAUCAAUUCUGCUUUAAGUUAUCUUUGGUGCCUCCUUAUCAACGAGAUGGAGCUAAGGUGGAGUUCUGUAUACGCUACGAGACAUCGGUUGGUACCUUCUGGGCAAACAACGAGGACAAAAAUUACACACUGAUUUGUCACAAAAAAGAAACUGUGCCCAAGGUGGAUAAUAAACCACACAAAGAGGUUACUGAUAGACAUCUUAAAGGCUGCUUAAAGACAACACAAAACAGCAAAGAAGAAAUAUUGGCAACGUCUGAUGAUGACACAUGGAAUAAUUCAAGGACUUCAGACACAAACAUCCCAGAGAUUGUUUAUUCACAAGCUGAAGACAAAGACACCAAACCAGUUAAUGAAAAUAUAAAAGAUAAAAAUGCAGAAUACAACCCAAGUGAUCAUGAAGAUGAUGAAAAAGAAUUAGAGUUGCUGCUAAAUCAGCACUUCACAGGAGCUAGAGAUACCUCUUCCAGAGAUGAAAGGAAUUUAUACAAAACAGAACCAGUUAAUUUUACAAGUGAAACUGAAAGAUUGGAGAAAAAGCUAACCUGUAUAGAAGGAAGCAGUGACUUGCACCCUGUGCCUAUGAGUUCCUCAUCUGAAAACACUUCUCAAGAGAUAAAAGGAAAAUUAAAAGAUAAAGAUAAGUAUUCCCUAAGAGAUUAUAAUAGUCAGCCAUCAGGGAAGGAAGUCACUGCUGGCUCAGUAAACAGCAGUGAGAGCUCUUUGGAACAUACUUUGGAACCUACAAGUGAAAGACUUUUGUUGGGAAAAUAUUUUCCGGGGACAAAGCAGAAUGAGGCUAUCGAUAUCACAGCUACAGUCUCAAGCCGACAAGGAGAGAUCCACACAGAUAUUUCAGAAGGUGAAGCAGAUAACAUCUUGGGAACUAAGAUGAUGGAGAGGUUAUUCAUCAGUGAGGAUACUGCUGAUACCUCUAAAGGGGCCUGUGAGGUGAGACCAGAAUCCAUUUCUCCAGAGCAUGAUGAAUCCAUGCAAUUAAAUGCAUGCAUAGCAGGGACACUGGAUGGCAAUGCUAAUCCAGCUCCAGAGCACCAGGCACCACAAAUGGCUCACCAAACUCUGGAUUCAUUGUUGUCAGAUGCUGACAAAAAUGAAGGAAAAAUCAAGAUGAUUGAAAGCAAAGUUCAGGUACAUUUAAGAGGAGAUUUAUAUGCCGAUACUUUUGCACAUGCUGAUGUCUCAAUAGAUUCCACAAAAAGCCAAUAUAGGCAAAAAAAUGGAGUUGGUGAAAUGUCAGGAAAGAACUAUAACACUGAUGCAGGGAAGGAGAAGAAAGUCAUUGAAGUAGCCGACUUAGCACUAAUCGGUGAGGAGGAAGCACCCAAGCCUUUGAAGUCACAUAGAAAACACGCCACCAAAGCAUUGAACACAAUGCCUCUGUCAGCUGAAGACAACAAACAGGCACCCAGGCCUGCACAGGCAGAUCCCCCGGCAUCCUCUCUGGGGGAUGAAAGGAGAGCUGAAGACACUCGGGAACACAGAGUAUUCACAAGGUUAAAAGACAGAGGAAAGUCAGACAACACAAAUAAAGGAAGACUGAUAGGAAAGGAAAAUGAAGCAAACCCCGUGGAGCAGAGGUGGCAGGAAACGGGUAGCGAGGUUCGGUGGGGAGCGAGGGGGAACAUAGGGCCUUGGAGUACAUCUUCCACAAAGGAGUUGUUUAUUUGCCAGGAGGCAGAGAGUUGUGAAAAGUCUUCUGUCUCCGGGCAGGGUAUUGCAGAGGAAGCAAAAGCAGGUACAGCUUAUAUAAUUAAAACAACAUCAGAAAGUGCUUCAGAAAAAAUGUCUGCCAGUGAAAAAGCAGUAAUUGCUAAGCUACCUCAAGAGACUGCAGUAAGUGACAGGCCCACAGAGGAAAAGGAAACAGCGUUUGAUACACAUGAAGGGAGAAAUGAUGGUUCACAUUAUGCUCUUUGUCAACUCAACACAGUGGGUGUAUUAUAUGACACUGAAUUUGAAAAGGAAUCAGUUUUAGGUAUUUAUAAUGCAUGCGUACAUGAAACACUGCAAGGAGAAACGAUGUCUGUAUGCAAUAGAAGGGAAAAAUGUGACAAAGCACAACCAGACAUCGGCAAUAUUCUACCUGUAGGAGAAGCACUGAAGGCUUCUGCUACAGGAAGGAAACAGGAUUUGCAGCAGGGUUUAUAUUCAGAAGUAUCUAAAUGUCCCUCCCUGAGCACCCAGAAGCAUCUAUACAGUGAGGAAGCAGAAGAGCUCUAUAGGGAAGAAAGCUGUGUUGGUACACUUUCCUAUUUACAUGCUAAAGCUGAAACAAAAAUGCCACCUUCUGGUACAAAUGCUGUGCCUGGUUACCAUUACAAAAGCUCUUCAGUGGCAUCUUCUGAAGGUUCCACUGUGGCAGGAAAUAUGGAGCAUCUGCAUAGACACUUUGAAUUCAAAGUCAUUGACAAGGUUGCUGCUGAGUCAGGGUAUGAUUUAAACCUACCAAAUGAAAUGACAUGUAUUAAUAAAAACCUCUCUCCUGAAGCUGAAAAAAAAGAAGUACCUUCCACUUCAGACAUAGCAAUUUCUAGAGAAGGAAGAGGAAGGAAUAUAGAUCAAUGUUUCCAUCAAGCAGAGUUCAAACAAGAGAAGUCACUGAGGCCAGAGGUUUUAAUUAGUAAGGCUACUGAAGAAGCUGGAGGGACAGGCUCUCAAUCUGACCAUUUAAUAACUGAGGGGAAAACACUAAAGUGGCUUGAUGACUCACAAAAGGAAAGCCAACACAUUUCUGAUUCUACAGGUAUUUCUAACCAGAAGAGUGAAGCACGUAAGUUACCUAAUGAAUCUCCAGGUUUAAAACAUAUUGCUUGCAAAAUCUUGUAUUUCUUCGUCUUUCUUCUAUUUGCUGCAACACUCUACCACUACGAUUUGAUGGUUUGUCUUGCACUCUAUCUGUUCUCUUUAUAUUGGCUAUAUUGUGAAGGAGGAAGAAACGAGGAGUCUGUCAAGAAGGAAUAACACUGUUUGAUUGUCAACUGUGCUCAAGAUCCGUAGUCCAACCCCUCCAAAGCAUCUUCACUGUUAAGGAGCUUUUUCAUUGUUAGAACCAAAGCAAGUUUUCCACUGAAGAAUCUUUUUAAAAAGAUUACAUAUGAAGUUGAGCCUUCAUACAAGUAAUUAUACUAUAUAGGACCAUUAUGUUUGGAUCAUUAAAUACCUAUAUGAAUAUGAGUUCUGAAGCACAUCAAGUUAAAAUGAAGUACAGCUGUUGCUCCUUCGCAGGAUACAAAGAAGCAAUGCUUCAUAUCUCUUUAGUACUUAAA
Messenger RNA from Athene cunicularia (burrowing owl), 3848 nucleotides. RefSeq names its product protein phosphatase 1 regulatory subunit 3A (gene PPP1R3A). Gene Ontology annotation, molecular function: glycogen binding; protein phosphatase 1 binding. The record is from RefSeq and is a predicted model, not a curated record. Gene Ontology annotation, biological process: regulation of glycogen biosynthetic process. Lineage: Eukaryota; Metazoa; Chordata; Aves; Strigiformes; Strigidae. Bases 1 to 3543 code for a protein of 1180 amino acids. Gene Ontology annotation, cellular component: protein phosphatase type 1 complex. The transcript is spliced from 4 exons.